AUGGCCCCAAUCCGCGUCGCCCUCAUCGGCCUCAGUUCAUCUUCCCCCUCCUGGCUCUCCCUCGCCCACCUCUCCUACCUCUUGUCCGCCAGAGGCCAACAGAAAUUCCAAAUCGUCGCUCUCCAAAACUCCUCUCUCUCCGCCGCCGAAGCAGCCAUCAAGAAAUACAAUUUUGAUCCGACCGUCGUCAAAGCCUACGGUAGUCCUGAGGACUUGGCAAAGGAUGAGGAUGUAGACCUGGUGGUCUCGGGCACGCGAGUUGACGUCCACUAUGGGACUUUGAAAGGGGUGUUGGAGGGGUGGAAGACUACUGGGAAGACUGCCGGAAAGGGAGUGUACAGCGAGUGGCCUUUGGCAAGCAAUUUGCAGCAGGUGGAGGAAUUGGUUGCCCUAGCUAAGGAGACGGGCAUAAAGACGGUGGUGGGCACGCAGGGGUGGGCUAGUCCGGUGGUCAAGAAGAUAGGGGAGGUGUUGAAGAGUGGAAGAGUAGGGAAGGUGUUGAGUUCGGAGUUGUGGUUGAGUGGAGUCACGGCGGAGAGGGAGGCGAUGCAAGAGAAGACCGAGUAUUUCACUAAGAGAGAGACGGGUGGGAAUAUGUGGAGUAUUGGAGGUGGGCAUUUAAUCGACCUUCUACAAAAUGCCCUCGGGGAACUAACCAACGUCAAAUCCCACUUUCACACCCAACGCCCCCUCGUGCCCCUCAAGGACAGCGCAACAGGCACCAUCACCCGCACCGUCACCUCCAACACGCCCGACCUGCUCUACGUCGUCGGUUCCCUUCCUGCUUCCGACACCGUCCAGCAGAACGCAUCCCUACACCUCCGUAUGCGCCGCGGCCCGCCCUUCCCUGGCGAACCAGCCUUUGUGUGGACUCUGACCGGAGAAAAGGGCGAGAUCAGAGUGACCAGCAAAGAGUCGGUAGCCAUCAUUUUGGGCGCGGGGGAAGUGGAAAUUGAGAUUCAUGAUUACGAGACGGAUAAAGUGGAGGAGGUGGAGUGGAAGUGGGAGGAGUGGCAGGAGGAGUUGCCAGCGCCAGCAAGGAAUGUGGGGAGUGUUUACGAGGGGGUCUGGGAGGCUUGGGCGGAGGGUCUCUCUACCUCUGAGGAGGGAGGGGAGAAGAGGUAUAAUGAUUGGGAGGUUGCUGGACGGAGGCAUGAGUUGCUUGAGAGGUUGUUGGUUGAUAAUGGGUUUUGA
Neurospora hispaniola is the source of this 1194-nucleotide messenger RNA. RefSeq lists its product as uncharacterized. Lineage: Eukaryota; Fungi; Ascomycota; Sordariomycetes; Sordariales; Sordariaceae. Bases 1 to 1194 code for a protein of 397 amino acids. The record is from RefSeq and is a predicted model, not a curated record. The transcript has 2 exons. Gene Ontology annotation, molecular function: nucleotide binding.